Aspergillus campestris IBT 28561 is the source of this 630-nucleotide messenger RNA. RefSeq lists its product as uncharacterized. The record is from RefSeq and is a predicted model, not a curated record. NCBI's taxonomy places the organism in Eukaryota, Fungi, Ascomycota, Eurotiomycetes, Eurotiales, Aspergillaceae. The transcript has a single exon. The annotation marks the transcript as partial.
AUGGCAACGUCCCGGCGCACCCAGGCCCUCCCUCGCCGUCUCCUCCCUCCCUCAUGGUCCGGGAGCCCAAGCCGAGCCCGAUACCGCCAACUGGUCAAUCCUGGAGCCCGACCCGAGCCCGCCAACUGGCGAGUCCUGGAGCCCGAGCCCGAGCCCUCCACGGGCCCCGCCCAUCGAGCCCUGCCAACUGGCAAGUUCUGGAGCCCGACCCCCAGUCGCCCCGAGUCCCGCCAACUGGCCAGUUCCUCCCCGGCCUGGGAACCUAGCCGGGUCCCGGCUGACGCACAGCUACCCUCGCCGACCGGGGACCCAUGGACCCGCGCCAACUGGCGAGUACCCGACCCCGCCAACUGGCCAGGCCGAGUGAUUGGAGUCCUCUUCCGCAGUUUCACCUCGGUCCUCCUUCGCAGGUUCCACCUCUGGACUCCUCCACCGACCACCAGGGGUCCACGGAGCCCCGUCAACUGGCCAGCACCGCGGCCCGAGCCCGAGCCCGGCGCAGGCGCAGCCUGGCCCUGGCCCCGACCCCGCGGCGGCCCUCACCGCCGCGGCAACUGUGGACUUUGUCCUGGCCGCCCGCGCGCCUGCCCAAGCCAUCGUCGCCAACUGGCGGGUCACGCGCCCCGGAAG